CACCUUGGCUCUGAAGGAGGAAGAAUAUGUUUCUGGGCCCUGGCAUGCCAGGGAUUGACAGAUACUUUCUCACAGAAAUGACCUACAAAUGGGUCAGUUUUGUGUGACUGGGAGAGGCGAAGUCUGCUGAGACAUCAGCCGAAAUUUGUGAUAGAAUUCCAGUGUGUCCAAGGCUUGCCCUGUACCCCUUGCUCAGGGUUAUGUCUUAUUGAACCAUACUGGCUGCAUCCAUGGGGGCAGGAAUCUGGCAGGACUGGGGAGCUUCUGAGCUGUGUUUGGGCACCUGUUGGAAGGGUGUGUUAAGGUAACCUGCCCUGCUUGGGAGUGACAAGGAUGAGGCUGGGAGCAAGUGGUGCAGAGUGCCAGCCUGCUGAGUCAGCAUGACUGGCCUGGAGCAGCCAUGCUCUGGACCCUGCCUGCUGCUUGCAAGGCUGUUUUUUAAAAUGUGGCUUCCAUGUAUUCUCACUCCUCCUAGUUUUUUAAUUUCCCCCACUAUAAACAAAAAACCAGCAUUGCCACGAAGUCUCCAUGGCAGCAGAGGUGUGGAAGGACAGCAGUUUCUGCUCAGGGACAGAGUCUGCUUCUUAACCCAGCUGACAAGGCUGUCGUGUUAUGACGACCCCCAACAAAGGAAACAAGGCCUUGAAGGUGAAGAGGGAGCCAGGCGAGAAUGGGACCAGCUUGACAGAUGAGGAGCUGGUGACCAUGUCUGUGCGAGAGCUGAACCAGCACCUACGGGGCCUGUCGAAAGAGGAGAUCAUCCAGCUGAAGCAGCGGCGGCGCACGCUGAAGAACCGCGGCUACGCAGCCAGCUGCAGAGUGAAGCGCGUUACCCAGAAGGAGGAACUGGAGAAGCAGAAGGCAGAGCUGCAGCAAGAAGUGGAGAAGCUGGCCUCAGAGAACGCCAGCAUGAAAAUGGAACUUGAUGCUCUCCGCUCCAAAUACGAGGCUCUCCAGAACUUCGCCAGAACCGUGGCCCGGAGCCCCGUGACCCCUGCACGGGGGCCUCUCUCUUCCAGUAUGGGGCCCCUCGUCCCUGGCAAGGUUGCUACUACUAGUGUCAUCACAAUAGUGAAAUCCAAAACGGACGCCCGGUCUUAGUGAAGUGAGCGUUGCCUGAGCUUGUCUGUGCAGGGCAGUUAGGCACAAAACCAGCCUGGAAUCCCCAAAGCACAAGCCCUCCCCACAUGGGUCCGGGUUCCUUUGACUUGGCCCAGGACUGGCCCGCUGAUCGCUCCAGUUUAUUUUGUUGUGUCCAGAUUGGUAUGAGCAGUGGUGAUGCAUCCCUUGUCCUGUGCAGACAGAGCUUCCCACCCAGCAGUCUGUAGCCCUCGGGUGCCCUGGGGAACAGACUGUGAGAUUUUGGUUUUCUACCCAAAGAAAAUCUGUGCAGUGUGGCUGAUGGAAGGGGGGAGGAGUGGCUCGAGAAAAGCUUUCUUCCUGGGGGCUGGGAACCCUAAUUUUUGGUCACUUCCAAAGGCUUUAUUUCAUGACUCUUCCAGGUGGUGCAUCUCAGCGCCUGAACCUGCUGCUUUUGUCUCCUUUGGUACCUGUAGUUACAGUUGGGGUGUUCUGUGUCAUAGGUUUUUAUUCCUUUCUAGGUGUGCCUCUGUGCCCUAACCGUGGGUUUCCCUCAGACGUCCAUGGCGUAGCUGUGUAAACUGGCAGUGGUGGGAAGGAUGGCACUGCUGUGUCCUGCCACUGUGGUCCUGAGGCCCUGCAGGGCCCAGCACCCUGGGAGGGAACAAGGGAGCAGUGGUACUGUGUUGACUGCAGGCCGGUUUUGUGCCUAAUCUGUUGCACUGAACAAGACCAAAAUCACUCGUUGUUCCCGUGUUUUGAGGGUAUCAAGUGUCUCUAGUGUGAUGGUUUACACAACCAGUUUAUGUGGUUAAAUAGCCCUUUAUUUAAAGAGAGAAACAUCAUUUUAAGAGUUAUUAAAUUAUCUAAGUUUAAAAUUGGACAGAAGAGAGAGCGUAUUUAUAGUCAGCUUUUUUACCUGAGAAGGCGAGAAUAUUUGACCAUAUGAGUGGGGAAAUAUUCUCAGAGACUUUGCUAGUUAAAAGUUAAUAAAUAAAUAAUUUUAAAGUUUCUCAUGAA
Messenger RNA from Oenanthe melanoleuca, 2100 nucleotides. It is a transcript of the gene MAFG, whose product is annotated as MAF bZIP transcription factor G. Gene Ontology annotation, biological process: regulation of epidermal cell differentiation; regulation of transcription by RNA polymerase II. NCBI's taxonomy places the organism in Eukaryota, Metazoa, Chordata, Aves, Passeriformes, Muscicapidae. Gene Ontology annotation, molecular function: RNA polymerase II cis-regulatory region sequence-specific DNA binding; DNA-binding transcription factor activity, RNA polymerase II-specific. The transcript is spliced from 3 exons. Gene Ontology annotation, cellular component: nucleus. The record is from RefSeq and is a predicted model, not a curated record. Bases 613 to 1101 code for a protein of 162 amino acids.